AAAUUUAUAAAGUAGACUCAGUAGAACAGCUGACUAUUUUUUUUAAAACUCACUUAUGGACGAAAAUGUCAAAAUUGUUUACGUUGCAAUUUUUGACAGCUUCAACCAAAGACUUUUAUGUCAAAUUAUUUGCCAUAUUUGUUUUAGUGGAAAAAAAUUAAAUUGUGUGUUGUUUUAUAAAAAAUAAAAAUAAAAGUGAAAAAACUUGAAUUUUGUGUGGUUUAUGUACUAAAAAAUUAUGAAAAGGUGUAUAAUUUGCAAGAAAAUUUCCAAAAAAGGAAAUGGGAGCUUUUUUAUUGUCCCCACAGAUGAGAGGAGGCGACGAAAGUGGAUGGAGGCUUGCAAGAUGCAACUCCCGGCACCUGCUUAUGUGUGUAUGGACCAUUUCUCUCCAUCAAAUUUUAUUAAAAGCGGUCGGUGUUUGAACUUGAUAUAUGAUGCUGUUCCUUCCGUUCAACCAAUAAACAACUUUUGUUUGGGUCUACGUGAUCCUGCCGUUAAUCGUCUUACUUUAGUUUAUAGUUCGGGGAAAAUGUUAAGCAUUUGUUUAAGUCUCUUGCCUUCAGAACAAAACCGGGAGACACUACAUUCGAAGAUGAGUUUCAUUUGUUAUCACCAGUACACCCUCUGCAGCCACAGUUUUCCAAUAGAAACAACUUUUGUUUGGGUCUACGUGAUCCUGCCGUUAAUCGUCUUACUUUAGUUUAUAGUUCGGGGAAAAUCUUAAGCAUUUGUUUAAGUCUCUUGCCUUCAGAACAAAACAUCUAAUGGGAUUUUCAGCUGUUAUGCAUGAUUAUAGCAGUAACACUGCUACAUCGUUUAGUGCUGAAGAUCCAAAGAAAAUAAAAAAAAAUGAUGAAAUACAUUCGGGUACCGAAGAAGAUUGACAAUUUAUGUUGUCCAUUCUAGAUGGAUCGGAUAAUAAACCAUCAAAAGAAAAUUAUUCACAAUGUACAAUAUUGAUACUACGGCUUGUUUAUUCAUACAAUGCUGGCGAUAUUUUAUAGUUUUCAUUUACUCUAUGAGGACUUUAAAUUGGACGAUAUUAUGCAUGCACAUUUGUUGCCAUUAGCCAAGUUUCUGCAUCAAUUGGCCUACGUAAUGCAAUUACAAUCUUAUACUUUUCGUCAUGCUAUGGAUUUUCCUUUGCUGGUGAAAAAUUGUUCCAAGACUUGUAUUUUAACCGAACAGCAUGGUUCUCAAAUGUCUUACAAGGAACUUUCACAGGUGCAAGCUCCUAGUGUUUUUAACCAACUGAAUGCAUUGCCGUAUAAUUAUGUGGAAGGUGAAGUGAGGCGUAGGGAUUUACGAAAUUAUGCCCUAAAUAAAAGUUCAAAUUAUUCGCAAAAUAUGAACAUAGUCACGGAAGACUCCUUAUCGGCUCGUUGUCCACCCUCUAAAAGUGGCAUAUCACAAAUGGAAGGUGCUUUAGAUGAUGGCAUGGAUAAUAUAGGUACCAAAUUCUUAAGUCUACGUUAUCCGGAUGAUAUGCGCAUAACAGAUAGAUAUUACACAAUCGCCUGGAACUUCUGAUCAUGAAUUUAUUGAGGAGCAAGAAAAACAAUUAUUUACAUUGUGCACUCGUACCAUGACUUUACCUUUGGGUAGAGGAGGUAUGUUUACUUUAAGAACCAACGGAAUCAAUGCCAAUACCAAAACUAUGUCUAACCAGCAAGAAACCUAUUAAAGGAACCACUGUUGAAAUGCAGCAAAUUGAAUUCCAGGCCAAUAUGAGUUUAUGGCCAACAUUUCAUAAUGGUGUAGCAGCUGGCCUGAAAAUAUGAUCAAAUGCACGGGAUGUACCCUCCACCUGGAUUGUUUACAAUAAGCCAAAACGACCAGCCGAGAAUAAGUGAAUAAGUCCAGAAGUAGUUUCCAUAUUUCUUGGAGAAAAAAUACUAUAUUUCUAUUAAAUGUAUGUCAAACUUAAAUAAAUUGCUGACACAUUUUUUA
Messenger RNA from Lucilia sericata (common green bottle fly), 1953 nucleotides. Its product is annotated as anaphase-promoting complex subunit 1-like. The transcript is spliced from 5 exons. The record is from RefSeq and is a predicted model, not a curated record. NCBI's taxonomy places the organism in Eukaryota, Metazoa, Arthropoda, Insecta, Diptera, Calliphoridae. Bases 988 to 1533 code for a protein of 181 amino acids.